Molecule: messenger RNA, 4965 nt
Organism: Thrips palmi
Lineage: Eukaryota; Metazoa; Arthropoda; Insecta; Thysanoptera; Thripidae
Gene: Trf2
Product: TATA box-binding protein-like protein 1
Exons: 5
Coding region: 176-1234 (352 amino acids)
Biological process (GO): DNA-templated transcription initiation
Molecular function (GO): DNA binding; general transcription initiation factor activity
Source: RefSeq, a predicted model, not a curated record
CCUGUUCAUACAGUCGAACCUGAUCUCGACCAGUGUGUGGUCGAACAUGGCAGAAGUCAUAGGAGUUCUGGCUGAGCUAUUGUCAGUCUUUGUGCCGUUGUAUUUAAUUGUUUGCGCAUGAGUUCUGUUCGUUAAACGAAGGUAAAGAUAGGACGCAGGAUUGCCCAAUGGCAGUAUGGCCUCGGUCAUGCAGAAGAAUGGUUUGAAGCCCCUCGCCAAUGGAAAUUUGAUUCAGCAUGUUGAGAUGAACAAAGUGUGUGCUGCAAGACCUGUGCAACAGCAGCAACAGCAAAUGCAUUACGGUGAAGAGCAAGUUCAACAUGGAAUAGUGAAUGGACAACAAGUUCUACUUCAACAUGGACGAAUUAUAAGCCAUGUUAUUAGUCAAGAAUCACCUGUAGGAAUCAGUGAUAAUAGUGUUCCAAAUGAUAGUGGACCUGAAGGGAAGCUGAUUAUUGAUACUGAUCAAGAACCUAGUGCAGAAGUUCCUGUAGUUGACAAUGGUGAAAUAGAGGAAGAAGGAGACCAACCUGAAGUUGAUAUAGUGAUCAAUAAUGUGGUAUGCAGCUUUUCUGUGAAGUGUCAUUUGAAUCUCCGGCAAAUAGCUUUGCAGGGCUUCAAUGUGGAGUACCGGCGAGAAAAUGGGAUGGUUACAAUGAAACUUCGAAGACCAUAUACAACCGCUUCCAUCUGGUCAUCAGGAAAAAUAACAUGUACAGGAUCUACUAGUGAAGAGGAUGCCAAAGUGGCUGCUCGGCGGUUUGCCCGAUGUUUGCAAAAGCUGGGCUUCAAAGCACGGUUUAGUAAUUUUCGGGUUGUUAAUGUCUUAGGCACAUGCUCCAUGCCGUUUGCAAUUAAAAUAACAGCAUUUUCAGAGAGGCAUAAAGAUGCAGACUAUGAACCGGAACUUCAUCCUGGUGUCACCUACAAGCUCAAAAAGCCAAAGGCAACUCUCAAAAUAUUUUCAACCGGUAGUGUCACAGUAACAGCACCCUGUGUUGCCUCAGUCCAAGCAGCCAUAGAGUACAUCUUUCCUCUAGUCUACGAAUUCCGCAAGGAAAGAACAAAGGAAGAUAUCCUUAAUUUGAAAAAGAAAUUACGUGAGAGACGAGCCAAACGUGGACUCAAGGAUAGUGAAGAAGAUGAUGUUCUUCUUAGUGGGUAUGAAGGUGUAGAUGAUGGUGACGAGGAGGAGGAACUAGAAGAAAUGGCAGAUGAUGAAGACUGGGAAUAGUGUGGGGUUGGAAGGGAUUCAACAUGCUGAUGCCAAACAUCUUUUGUAAUUAAAUCACAUCUCAGAAUCUUAGUAUUUAGCACUUGGCAUAUUCUUUAGUUUAAUGUGUUACUGUAUGCCUCUACUUGCAUAGCACUUCAUUGUUGAAGCAAUAAUGUAUGCCUCCCUCAGCCAUUUGAAGAACUGUACCUGAAGAUAAGUAGUGGGCUGAGGGCAGCAUUACCAUGUCAUGUUAUAUCCAUGUUGUCAUUGGUACCGUUAUUUUAUUGUACAUCAACUCAUAAAAUGAGUAAUGUGUAUAUUUGGACUGAUAGUGUCCAAUGACAAUCAAAUAGGAUUUGUAAGUGCAUUUUUAUCAUUCAUGCAAGUAGUUGGUUGUACAUCAUUUCUUCCUCAUGAGGUUAAGUUCUAUCCCUAUCUACUGAACAAAAAAAAUAUUGCUCCAAUGGUCAAGGGUUGUUUUGUUUCAUGUCAGUUAUUGUUUUAAUUUUCAAACAUUCUAUUGAUUUUCAAAUUCUUUUCAGCUCUUUGUGACUACAGUUUAUGCGAUGUACUGUCUACAUGAUGCUCUGUCUUGUCCUGAGAGCUUUUACUGUCUGAGUGCUUGUUUUUUCCCCAAGUGGGUUUUUCUCUCAACAACCAGUGACAAUGUGAUUGAAAAUUAAAGGUUUGCAAUUUUCUGAAUCUUUUCUGGUGCUUCAGUUUUGCAUUGCCCAGCUUUCUUCAUUCUUGAAGAUGCUUGGUAAGUGUCAUUGUUAUAUGAAGCGCUGACCAAUAUGAAGACAGCUCUACAAAUUUCACUUUUGGAAAGACUAAAUUUGUGUGACUCCUUAGUUCUGUGAACUGUUUUCUUAGUUUAAGUUUCCUGUAACUAUUAUCAUUGCACCACUUAAUCAUUGGUAUUUCUUUCAUGUUGGCUUACAUUGUGUGGUGCAUAAUCAUAUCAGCACAACAUCAAGCUCAGUUUUGCAUUUGAGGCGUUUAAACUGGAGUGUGCGCAUGAUUUGGUGGUGUUCAUGAUUCUUAGUCAUUGUUGCUAAUACCUUGUCUCAUAAGUUCUAUUGAUAAAUGAAUGUCCUAACUUUAAGCCUUGUUAAUGUUGAAAUACUGGCGCUUAGAACUUUCAAGAGUGUAAUUAAUCUGAAGAUAUGUGAUAAUUGACCAUACUUUGUUUUUUCCUUUCAAGAUCCCCAGUUGCCUCUCAUUCAGCCAAGAUGUGUUUUGUGUAACCCAUAUUGAAGCAGCAGCAGUUAACUCUCUCAACUUUUGAAGUGCUGUGUUAUAAAGGGGUUGACUUUGUAUGGUCUAUAUUGAAUGCUGUGUGGUGGAAAUGAAAUCAGAGUACACAAAGGCAGUGUCAUUGCUCAACUGCCAUCAUUCUUUUUCUCUUAUUUAUUGUCAUUACAUAAGUUGAAGGUAGGAGUCAGCCAGUCCUGUUUGCGCACCAAUGCUGAACCUUAAAAAAUGGUUUUGUUACUGCCAUUGUGUACUCAUAUGAAGUAUGUAAAUGUUGGUUCCUUUGUUAUAUAAAUGCUUAGUUUUCGUUCAGUUGGAGGAAUUGAAUCAAAUGAGCCUACAAUCUUGAAUCCCUGCUUUGGGAAUCGAGCCUAAGUGAUAGCAUUUUCUGGAAUAAAUAUGUCUGUUACAUGUAGACAAACUGCUAUUUCCACAUUAUUUAGUUCUAAAUUGUGCUCUUUGAAGCCUGGGCCUCAACCAUGAAGUUCUGCUUCCUUCCUGAUGAGCAUUACUGGUGUGUCCACCUUCUCAUGCUCCAAGGUAGUUGCAUUUUUUCAAUAACUCCAAAAUGUAAAUAUCCAUCUCUCCUGUUUUCAUCCCAUAUCAUCCACAUAAAAUUUGUAAAUUAUCAUUUGAUCAGCAGGACAUUCUAAACCCUAGCUACUUUUCAUGCAUUUUCAGCUAAUGCAGAUCUUAUGAAAAUGUGGAUUAAAAGGCUGAUUUUUUUAAAAGUAUGUAAAUAAUUGUUUCCACUCAAAUAUUGUAGACUGAACAGCCUUGGCCCAACACUGUUUCAUAAUUUUGCUUCAAUGAGGGGAUCAUAUCAUUUGUAUAAAAGUGCACAUUGCCAAGGAAUGGUGGAGCAUGAUUUGACUUGCAAUGCAAAUGGUAAAUCCCAGCAUUGAUCAAGUAUUUGCAUAGUAAGUUGUUUAUGUUUUAUAACUUGUCACAUUUUUCUAUAAGAACCCUCCCACUGUACAAAUAUAAGUCAUAUGCCUAUCCCUCCGCCUUUAAAAUCUUUUAUUUGUACCAUAAUAGUGCUCUCAUCGAAUGCAAGCCAAAGGUUUACCCUGAUUCGGCUUCUGGCUCUCUUUCAUCUCAAAUAUGUCACAAAUGUUCAAUAUUUUGUUUAACUGUUAAUUUGUUUGCAUUGUGUGUUCUGUAUUAAUUUUUGUAUGUAAUUAAAAAGGUGUCCAAAAUUACUAUAUAUAAGUCAGUAAAUGCUUGGGGGCUGGUGAAUGCUCUGCCAAAUCCGCUGAAUAUUUGCAUCUAUGAUGCAAGGUAUUUGAUGAAAGAUCAACAUCCAGUCAAGUUUUUGUACCCUAGAGGGUGGUAACUGUACCACUACAUGGUUUGGGUGUGGAGUGGUGUUACCGUAUAGGACCACAGCAAACAAAAUGUUAGUGUUAAGCUCGGCUUUCCUAAAAAUGGUAAAGAAGUUGUAUUGUAAGCCAGCUUGUUAGUGAUUGGUUCUACUUUAUUAGCUUUUGCAUCGAUGUUGGAAUAAGGUUUGGCUGUGUGCGAGAUAUGGCUGUGUCAGGAAUCUCGCUUGCUGAAAGCGUGACAUCGCUCGAAACAUACUUGCCUGCUUGGCCAUUGCAGUGUCAAGGGGCUGUGUUCCUGAAUGUUACCAAAUUGUGCAGAUGUUGGUUCACAUGAGGCAUGAGUUUAAAGUGGCCGUAGUGUAAGACUGCCUAAGGAAUUUUUUUUUUCUUCAAAUGAUUGUUAGAGUACAUGUAUGAGUGUUCGCGUAUGAGUUAGUGUACACUUUGUACCAUGUGUGGCAUAUUCAACAAGAGAGAAGUCAUUUAUUGAAUGUUAUCAGCCAGUACCAUCAAUGCAACCAGAAAUAUAUGGACAAAAGCCAACUGGAGCAACAAGCAAGGAUGCCCACUUUUGGGUCAUGCCAAGACUAUCACCCACUCUUGUUUCUUUUGAUAUGUGUUUGUUAACUAUUAUUAUUAUUAUUAUUUCGUUAUCUGUUCGUUAUUCAUAUGAUUCUUGGUUUAUGAAAGAAACAGGCAUCACACCUUCCUAGGCAUAAAUGUACCAUCAACCAUAGCUUUCCUUUCUCUUUCUGUUUGUUUCUUUUCCUUACUUUAAUUUGAUAACAUUGGUACAUGUUACCCACAAGAUAUCUCACUUUUCUUACAAGAAGACCAAUCGCCUUGGAUGGAAAUGUGUUCAUCAUGAUAUUAUAAUUUCUAAGAUAAUUGUGGUAUGCCUUUAAAAAUAACUCCUGGUCUUAAAGUUUUGGUUGCAUUCUAAGGAACGUCUUGAGAUGCUCAGGAAAUGCUCCUUUUAGCAAUCUUGAUGAUCACAAGUCGCUCCUGUCUUCUUUCAAAGCAGGUAUUUAUUACAUAGGUAAAGCUGACCAAUGCAAGUGCCAAGAGCAGGUUGUUGGUACAGAAAAUGCACUUGAUUGUAAGAUAAGCCCAUGUGUAAUUUUUAAAUUUGUACACUUCAAUGUGAAAAUAAAUUUUGUAAACAAGUUA